UUAUUUUAAUGGGUCAGCCACCACGCCAGAGAAAGAAGGUAAUCUGCUGGUCACAGCCAAAGAUAGACCCAGCUCGCUCCAGUGCCCCUCACACUCACGCAUUGUUCUGAGUCCAGCUGUGCCUUGUUCUCCUGUGGGCUGAGAUGACGACAGAAACGAGUGUGGGGGGKGCGGAAGGAGAGCGACGGAUCCAGAGCGGUACGCUCAUUCUGGGUUAACAUCUCACUGUGAGGCCCACGUGUGAAGCCUGAGGUAUUGCGUCCUGUUCCUGAGCGGAGAACCAAUAUCCCAAGAUGCAGUGGUGCAAGUGGGCUGGCAGUUGGAGGACACACUUGCUAAGACAGCCUGCUGGACCAGAGGCUGAGGAUUCUUUCGACUUUCUGUUUAAAAUCAUCUUGGUCGGGGAUUCGGACGUGGGUAAGACCUGCAUGGUGCAGAGCUUUGAGUCUGGUAUAUUUAUCGAGAAGCAACAGAACACCAUCGGGGUUGACUUCACGGUCCGUACCCUGGAUAUUGAUGGCAAGAAGGUGAAGAUGCAGGUGUGGGACACCGCUGGACAGGAGCGUUUCCGCACCAUAACGCAAAGCUACUACCGCAGCGCCCACGGGGCGAUGGUGGCCUACGACAUCAGCCGCCGCGGCACUUUUGAGUCCAUUUCUCACUGGAUCAGGGAGGUGGAGCAGUACGGAGCAGCUAAUGUGGUGGUCAUACUUGUGGGUAAUAAAUCGGACCUACACACUCAGAGACAGGUGCUGUUCGAGGACGCGUGCACUCUGGCAGAAAAGAACUCUCUCCUGGCUGCUCUAGAAACUUCGGCCAAGGAGGCCCAGAACAUAGACGCUGCCUUCAUCCUCAUGGCCCGGGAACUGUUGGCGCGUAACGGCAUGACUAUCCCCGAGCAGACCUCUCAGUGCUCGCCAAAGUUCACGUUGAGCGAGGGCUGUCGGCCGGUAUACAGCGCUGUGGUGUCUCCGGAUAAAAAGUGUGAAUGCUGAACAGACCGAGCCAUCAGUUUAGUGUGGAAACAAAGCUUUGUACUGUUUUUUCACUUAGUAUUUAUAGUUUGUGGUAAUCUGUAAUAGAUGUUUGGCAAUGAUUUAUCAACCCUCCUUUUGUAAUAUUCCUUUGUGCUGAACGUGACAAGCCACACCUUUGCUGAAGGACUCUGUACUAAAACUCCAACACAUUCACUCAAUACGCAACCUGAAGGGUGUUCAUUUUUUAUUGUUGCUUUACAAAUAUUGUUUAUACAAUACACCACUUUCAUGGCUUCCAGCUGGACUUUUAUGCCACCUUCAAAUCACACAUUGUUAAACUGGUUUCUAUAAUAAAACUUUUACUGGUGCUGUGUUGAGCAAUACCAUCAAAUACAGUCAUUUAUAUUAGUCUUAGGAUUUCUACACCUAUAACCACAUCAUAGAAAAAUAACACCUUUUUUCUAUAAUAGUGUAUUUCUUUGCAAUAAAACAUUAGAAAAUAAAAUUAUUUAACUUGUAAUUGCACUUUGUAGGGACUCAACUCAUGACCAUUCAAUAUGUUAAAUGAAAACAGGCUGAAAUUUAACAGUAAACUAUUAAGACACACUGAGGGCCUUUUACUUUGAAUGUUAGGACCGAUCUGGACCACUGUGUUACAUAAUAACCAUUUCCUUAAGUGCUCUUUUUUUUUACUUGUGCCUUUGUAGAGCAACUUCAACACUGUCCAUUGAACAAUAUGGACACUUUAUAAAAAGAUUUGAAAGCAUAUACGAUAUAAAAUGUGUGCUUUAAAGGACAUUAGAAAGUUUGUAUGGAUAGUGCAAAGGUAAAAGGUUACAGUGAAAUAUUGGCUGUUUUUAUAAAAACUUUUUUUAAACUACAUUAAAACAUAAAACGUACAGUA
Messenger RNA from Austrofundulus limnaeus, 1881 nucleotides. It is a transcript of the gene rab19, whose product is annotated as RAB19, member RAS oncogene family. The transcript has 5 exons. Gene Ontology annotation, molecular function: GTP binding; GTPase activity. Lineage: Eukaryota; Metazoa; Chordata; Actinopteri; Cyprinodontiformes; Rivulidae. The record is from RefSeq and is a predicted model, not a curated record. Bases 294 to 995 code for a protein of 233 amino acids.